Salvelinus fontinalis (brook trout) is the source of this 6686-nucleotide messenger RNA. RefSeq lists its product as uncharacterized. Gene Ontology annotation, molecular function: protein binding. The record is from RefSeq and is a predicted model, not a curated record. NCBI's taxonomy places the organism in Eukaryota, Metazoa, Chordata, Actinopteri, Salmoniformes, Salmonidae. Bases 1 to 1338 code for a protein of 445 amino acids. The transcript is spliced from 4 exons.
AUGGUCACAUCUACUGCAGAGCUGCUUCUGGCCACUCUGACAGAGCUGGAUAAGGAUGUGUUGAAGACAUUUAAAUGGUACCUUAAGCAACCUGAUGGGUUUAUCUCCCAGUUGGACUUCUCUCCCAUCCCAAAAUGCCAGUUAGAGGGUGAAGACAGAGAGGACAUUAUGGACAAGAAGGUGAAGACCUACAGCUUUGUGACCGCUCUGGAUAUCUCACUGAAGAUGAAACGCAACAAUCUAGCUGAGAAUGGAGUCCAAUCAGAAUCGUUUACGUGGUCUACUGACACAGACAAGAAGCAGUUCACAGAGCAACAGCAACAAACAGUCAAGUACAUUAAGAAGAAGAUCAGGGCGAAUCCCUCUCCAGAGAGGUGCAUCAAUCUGUUCCAUUGUCUGAAUGAACUGAAUGAUUAUUCUCUUGUGGAUGAGAUCCAAAGCUACCUGAGCUCAGGGAAACUCUCCAGAGAAGAACUCUCACCUGCCCAGUGGUCAGCUCUGGUCUUUGUGUUGUUGACAUCAGAAGAGGACUUGGAUGUGUUUGAACUCAAGAAAUACUCCAGAUCAGAGGAAGGUCUGCUAAAGCUGCUGCCUUUGGUCAAAGCUUCUAGAACUGCGAGGCUGUCAGGCUGCCUGAUCACAGAUGAGGGCUGUGUUUCUCUCGACACAGCUCUGAGGUCAACCCCCUCACACCUGAGAGAGCUGGAUCUGAGCUACAAUCACCUAGGAGACACAGGAGUGAGACUGCUUUCUGCUGGACUGGAGGAUCCACACUUGACACUGGAGAAAAUCAAGUAUGUAGAGGAUGCUUGUGAGCUCACACUGGACCCAAACACAGCACACAGACUCCUCACGCUGUCCCAGGAGAACAGAAAGGUGACAUGGUUGGAGGAGCAGCCGUAUCCUGAUCACCCAGAGAGAUUUGAACAAAGGGAAAUGGUGGUGUGUAGAGAGGCUCUGUCUGGACGCUGUUACUGGGAAGCAGAGUGGUCUUUUAGGUCUUACAUGGGAAUGACAUAUAAAGGAAUCGACAGGAACAAGGGGGAUGAUGACGGUGUGCUUGGAUCCAAUGACAAGUCCUGGAGUCUGCACUGCUCUGAUAAAAGUUACUCUGCCUCCCACAAUAAGAGUGCCACUGACAUACCUUUCCCCUCCUCCGGCUCCCACAAAGUAGGAGUGUAUCUGGACUGGCCGGCCGGCACUCUGUCCUUCUACAGUGUCACCUCUGACACACUGACCCACCUCCACACAUUCCACACCACGUUUACUGAGCCCCUCUAUGCAGGGUUUUGGCUUCUUGAGUGCAACACCUCAGUGUCCCUGUGUAAGGUAAAAUAGCUUCCUGUGUCCAGUGGAGUCUUCUUCAAGGAGUUCAAACUCCUACUCAAGGGGUUCAAACUCCUAUUCAAUGCAUAGUCCUGGUGCCCAAAAACGCCAAGGUAAUUACAUUUACUUUUGAUACUUACGUGUAUUUAAAACCAAAUACUUUUACUCAAGUAUGACAAUUGGGUACCUUUUCCACCACUUGAUUGUCUGUGCAAAUAGUUUAAAGGUGCAGGUAGAUGACAAUUACAGUAUGCGCAGAUAGACAGCCAGGGGUUGGCUGUUCAACAGUCUUAUGGCCUGGAGGUAGAAACUGAGUCAUGUUCUAUUAACGUAUCUUGACUUUUGAUCAACUAUGACAAUUGAGUACUUUUUCCACCGCUGCUAAAUGACUAUCGCCCUGUAGCACUCACAUCUGGAGCCAUGAAAUGCUUUGAAAGGCUGGUCAUGGCUCACAUCAACACCUUCAUCCCAGAAACCCUGGACCCACUCCAAUUCGCAUACAGAUCUACAGAUGACGCAAUCUCUAUUGCACUCCACACUGCCCUUUCCCACCUGGACAAAAGGAACACCUGCGUGAGAAUGCUGUUCAUUGACUACACCAUAGUUCCCUCCAAGCUCAUCACUAGCUAAGGAUCCUGGGACUGAACACCUCCCUCUGCAACUGGAUCCUGUACUUUUUGACGGGCCGCCCCCAGGUGGUGAGGGUAGGCAACAACACGGGGGACACUCAGGUGUGCGUGCUUAGUUCCCUCCUGUACUCCCUGUUCACCCAUGACUGUGUUGCCACGCAUGACUCCAACACCAUCAUUAUGGUGGUGGUAGGCCUGAUCACCAAUGGCAAUGAGACAGCCUAUAGGGAGGAGGUCAGAGACCUAGCAGUGUGGUGCCAGGACACAACCUCUACCUCAACGUGAGCAAGACAAAGAAGCUGAACGUGGACUACAGGAAAAGGAGGGCCGAGCACGCCCCCAUUCACAUCAACGGGGCUGUAGUGGAUCGGGUCGAGAGCUUCAAGUUCCUUGGUGUCCACAUCACUAAGGACCUAUCGUGGUCCAAACACACCAAGACAGUUGUGAAGAGGGCAUGACAACACCUAUUCCCCCUCAGGAGGCUGAAAAUAUGUAAUACAAAUUAUUUUGUAUCUGAUCCUGUCUAUCCAGAAAUAGUAUGACAUGCCAUAAUCUUUUUGUCCAGGCAGAAUCAGAUACAUGGUCUACUACACAUACUGAGACAGAGGGGUGCUGUUUCGCUUGCUCUGAUGCUUUCUCCAGUGAUAGUUUCAGCAGACAGGAAGAAGCAAAGCGAGAAGGCUCACUCUAGCCAAAUUCUGUCCAGAAUAAGGCCAAUGCAUUUGUAUGGGCAUAUUAUGCAGACCUAAGCUUGUAGCCUGCCUUCCUGCCAAUGUAGCCUGCCUUUGGGACAAUGACUGAGAUUGAUGCGUCUCAGUCAAAUUUAAUGAUCAAUAUUUCAAUCUUUUAUUGGACGGGCAAGGAGGUAUGGUAAUGGUGGGCCAGGCCCCCUAGGGCCCGCUGAUAAUGUCGGCCCUGGUCGUUAGCAUUUUGGCAUGUUUUUCUAGAUUUAAACAUAAAACAACAUUUAUAAAGCAAACAUUAUCCCUUUGAUCUAGAACAGCAAAUAUUUUAAUUGUUUAAGCGUAUGUUGCAGAACAGUGAUUACAAUAUAUUUGAAAAAAUUGAUAUUAAGGGGGUUAGCCAUCGAUGAUGGAGUUGACAAGCCGCUGACGGAGUUGAUAACAGAUACACAAAACAUAUUUUUGCUUCUAAAAAUAAAAGUUCAAUACAAACAUAUGGAAAAUUAUAUGGAAAUAUGGAAAAUUAUUAAUUAAAAAAUCCCACUAAAAACAUAGCCAUUCUAUCAGAUCUUUCAGCACUCUGAUGGAGUUGACAUUAGACAGAAAUCUGACAGUUUGUGUUUUACAGAGUGGUAUAUACAGUAGAAAUGUAGUUUUUCCUCAGUUGCUUUAUGACUCUAAAACCUAAUUAAAUGUGACAUAUUUGAACCAAAAUGCAUAUUCUAUCAGGCAGAUAGAGUUGACCGUUUAUGGUUAUGACCAUGGUGACUCCAAUAUUGUUUGUUUAAACCUACCAAAAGUAGAGAACGUUCCAGAUGAUGAGUUGUCUUGUUGCACUACAUGUAAUGAGGACAUGAACAAGGGGUCCUUAUGGUAUAGCUGACCCUGCUCAUUAGACAAAUCUGAUGGAGUUCACCAAAUAUCCGUACAUAUCUUUUAGGAAUCAAAGUUUUGAGAUAAAUAUUUUUUUUUUUUAAGUCACAGGGGUAUUGCAUGAAACUAUAUACGAUCAUUUUUCAGUUAAUAUCCAUUAUUGACCGUUUUUAGAAUUGUAAACACUUUUUUGGAGAGUUUUGAAUUUGGAUCCUUUGCUCUGGACAAGGGCAUUUCCAGGUAUAUAGCCGACAUGGAAAUGAAUAAUAUUGAAAGUAUUUAGAAAUUUCGAAAAACAAAUAUUUUCCCUUGUAAAAAUAAAGUUUCCCUUUCCUUUUUGGACGGUUGUGGGCCCCAGAACUUGUGGGCCCCCUUGCCUUGCGGGAGCUGCGGGGGGGUGUGCUAUGCCAGUGACUGGAUGGCAAAUGGCCCAGGAACACAAGGAAAACACAAAGGACAAAGAUUUAAGGGCCAGUACGCCCUUCCGGCCUCUGAGGGGCUAAAAUGUAUCUCUCUCUCUCACACAGUAUCCAGAUAACUGAUUACUGGGAUGCGUGAUAGAAUAAUACUACUGCAGCCAUGUCUGGUAUCUAUUUGAAACAUAUUCCCUGAAGAAGACUCUGAUGCUAUCUCUAUGGAUGGAUGUAUGAUCUAUGUGGUAACUUGUCUGGAUUUAUCGACCUGUAAAGUUGUAAGAUUUAUCCGUAUUUUGUUUUGUUAUGUUAUCUACUUUUGUCUAGUGUUCAGCACAACUAAGAAGCUUCGUUUGAUGGAGAACACUGAAUCCAGCAAAUAUCUAUUUGAGGAUCAACCAUCCAUCAGUUCUUGAGUAAGAAGUAUCUUCACUGUAUAAUGCUGAAUAGUCUUGUUGAUACAUUUCAAUGUUAAACAAAUUACUUUAAACACUACAAUUAAAAUGGCAGAGUAGCAGCAGCAUAGAGGCGGGAAUGCAAAUAUUCUGGGUAGCCAUUUGAUUAGCUGUUCAGGAGUCUUAUGGCGUGGGGGUAGAAGCUGUUUAGAAGCCUCUUGGACCUAGACUUGGCGCUCCGGUACCGAUGGCCGUGCAGUAGCGAAGAGAACAGUCUAUGACUAGGGUGGCUGGAGUCUUUGACACUUUUUAGGGCCUUCCUCUGACACUGCUUGGUAUAGAAGUCCUGGAUGGCAGGAAGCUUGGCCCCGGUGAUGUGCUGGGCCGUACACACUACUCUGUAUAGUGCCUUGCGGUCGGAGGCCGAGCAGUUGCCAUACCAGGCAGUGAUGCAACCCGUCAGGAUGCUCUCGAUGAGGAUCUGAGGACCCAUGCCAAAUCUUUUCAGUCUCCUUGGGGGGAAUAGGUUUCAUCGUGCCCUCUUCACAACUGUCUUGGUGUGCUUGGACCAUGUUAGUUUGUUGGUGAUGUGGACGCCAAGGGACUUGAAGCUCUCAACCUGCUCCACUACAGCCCCGUCGAUGAGAAUGUUGGCGUGCUCUCUGACCUCCUCCCUAUAGGCUGUCUCAUCGUUGUCAGUGAUCAGGCCUACCACUGUUGUGUCAUCAGCAAACUUAAUGAUGGUGUUGGAGUCAUGCCUGGCCAUGCAGUCAUGAGUGAACAGGGAGUACAGGAGGGGCCUGAGCACGCACCGCUGAGGGGCCUCCGUGUUGAGGAUCAGCAUGGCGUAUGUGUUGUUACCUACCCUUACCACCCGGGGGUGGCCCGUCAGGAAGUCCAGGAUCCAUUUGAAGAGGGUAGUGUUUAGUCCCAGGGUCCUUAGCUUAGUGAUAAGCUUUGAGGGCACUAUGGUGUUGAACGCUGAGCUGUAGUCAAUGAAUAGCAUUCUCACAUAGGUGUUCCUUUUUUCCAGGUGUGAAAGGGCAGUGUGGAGUGCAAUAGAGAUUGCAUCAUCUGUGGAUCUGUUGGUGCGGUAUGCAAAGUGGAGUGGGUCUAGGGUUUCUGGGAUAAUGGUAUUGAUGUGAGCCAUGACGAGCCUUUCAAAACUUCUUGGCUACAGAUGUGAGUGCUACGGGUCGGUAGUCAUUUAGGCAGGUUACCUUAAUGUUCUUGGCACAGGGACUAUGGUGGUCUGCUUGAAACAUGUUGGUAUUACAGACUCAGACAGGGAGAGGUUGAAAAUGUCAGUGAAGACACUUGCCAGUUGGUCAGCGCAUGAUCUGAGUACACGUCCGGGUAAUCCAUCUGGCCCUGUGGCCUUGUGAAUGUUGACCUGUUUAAAGGUCUUUCUCACAUCGGCUGAUGUGAACAGCUGGUGCUCUUAUGCAUGUUUCAGUGUUACUUGCCUCGAAGCGAGCAUAGAAGUUAUUUAGCUCGUCUGGUAGGCUUGUAUCACUGGGCAGCUCUCGGCUGUGCUUCCCUUUGUAGUCUGUAAUAGUUUGCAAGCCCUACCACAUCCGACGAGCGUCAGAGCCGGUGUAGUACGAUUCGAUCUUAGUCCUGUAUUGAGGCUUUGCCUGUUUGAUGGUUUGUCGGAGCAGGGGUGAAAAUCUGAUAUCAACUUUGGAGGGGACAAGUACAUGACAUUUUCUCAAGAGCAAUUCCUGAGGGGGACACCAAAAGUAGGGCUGUAACACAUAGCCUACAUUGUAAUAUGUUAAAUGUAUAUUGAGGAACCAUAAUUACUACUACUGGAUAAUUGAUAGGUAGUUAACUGGAGGGUUGUCCCAACUUGUUCAAAUGUUUAAAUCGUUAUAAUACUACUACUAAUAAUAGUUAUAGCAGUGUUCCUUAUCAGUCCAGUAUGUAUUUACAACCAGCAAUACCUAGAAAGGCCAGUAGGUGGCAAUGGUACUGUACACUGUGUAUCGGUGCAGUUUUCGUAAAUAUUGUGAACAUGGUGCAAUCUCAUCUAAAAGAAUCUCCAUUGAGAACGCUCACAAAGUUGGUCUCAGUAUUGAAUUGACCUUUUUUACUUUUUCUGAUACAUUUAUAUAGUCAUUAAAUAUGUGCCACUGGCCUGAGUCUACUACAAUAGAUUUACAAGAACAAAAAACUCAAAAUAAGUACAGUUCUAAAAGUGAAAUAACUACUUCAAUGAAUAACCCAAAUAAAUCAACCAAAAUAUCUUUCUAAAAUACUUAUUUAUUGUUCAGUCGGUGUCUCAACUCUUCAAACAACAGCUAUGGACAAGUAUGUCACACAAAGUAUGCCAUUUUAAAUAAAAUAAAAUGAAAUAAAUAAUUA